AUGGGAGGAACGGGUCGCGCCCGCCGCCGCAAGCGCGCCGAAGAACUGGGAACCGGUCUUGAGCACACGGGCCAUAAUCCCGGUGUCGCCGAAGGGGCAGGCCAGCGACAACGAGUCCGACGUCGCCGUUUGGAGUAUCAACUGAAGAAGAGCGAUCGUGAUACAGAAGGUGUUGAGGUCGUACCGAAAAACGGUAAGCGGGAGAAGAAAACUCGUGCCCCAGUCUUUUCAGAUGAAAAUAAGAAAUGGCUCAAAGUUAAGAGCACUUCGAACCACGACGAAGAGGAAGAAGAGGAGGAUGUCGAAUCCCAUGAAGCGAACGGCCAUUCGAAAGAGACCGCGAAUGGGCACCCUGAAUCGCCUGCCUCUUCGGAGGACGAAGAAGAAAGUGAGAAUGACAGUCAGUCAUCACAGGAAGACCUCGCUACUCCAGGAAAUGGCACCACGGAGCUACUGGACUCAGAGGAAGACGACGACGAAGAGGAUAACCAGGACGACGACGACGACGACGACGACGAAGAUUCCGACAGUGACAGCAGUCUACCUCCCGACAACCUUGAAAUGGCAUCGCAACGCAUUCUUCAAGAGCGACUUCGUGAGGCAGGUGAAGCGGAUGCCGAAAUGCAAGAUGAAAGAGAACGUGCGGAGAAGGAAGACGCUGGAUUUAAGCUCAAAUCUGGAGCAUUAGGCCGUGGUGGUAGAGACGAAGAUGCGAUUAUGGGAGCGACACGAGAAGAACUUAUGCUUCGCAUUCGUGGUAUUUUGCACGUCUUGGCUGACUUCAAAACCCGCCGCGAGCCUGACAUGGCCCGUUCUGACUACGUUGACGCUCUACGAGAAACCAUCUGCACGUGCUUUGGGUACAACGAGGAACUUGCAGAAAUGCUCAUGGAUGUCUUUCCCGGUGCAGAUAUUGUCGACUUCAUGGAGGCGUCAGAAUCUCCGAGACCACUAACAAUUCGAACAAAUACGCUCAAGACUAGACGGAGGCAACUUGCCGAGGCUCUCAUUACCCGAGGGAUGAACGUCGAUCCUAUUGAUAAAUGGUCAGCCGUUGGCCUUGUCGUUUAUGACUCGUCAGUUCCGGUCGGUGCGACUCCAGAAUAUCUGGCCGGUCACUACAUGAUUCAAUCAGCAUCAAGCUUCUUGCCAGUGGUCGCGCUUGCACCGCAGCAAAACGAACGAGUUAUUGAUAUGGCAGCAGCGCCCGGAGGCAAGACUUCAUACAUAGGUGCCGUUAUGAAGAAUACUGGUACCCUUGUCGCGAACGAUCUCAAAAGGGGCCGAAUCAAGUCACUGGUUUCGAACAUUCACCGUCUCGGCCUGAAAAAUGCGGUCGUGAGCAACUAUGAUGGUCUUCAGAUUCCCAAAAUAUUUGGCCACAGCUUCGAUCGAGCGCUUCUUGAUGCUCCAUGUUCGGGAUCUGGAAUCAUUAGCCACGACGCAGCUGUAAAAAUGAAUCGUCGCAGGAAGGAUGUGGAGAAUACCACGCGAAUUCAGAAGGAAUUGAUACUCGCCGCCAUUGAUUCGGUAAACUCGAAGUCGAAAACGGGUGGUUACAUUGUGUAUUCUACAUGCUCAGUCCUAGUGGAGGAAAACGAAGCAGUAGUGGACUACGCUCUUCGCAAGAGAGACGUUAAAGUUGUUGAGGCCGGUAUCUCAUUCGGAGUGCCUGGUUUCACCAAAAUGCGCAAACACAGGUUUCAUCCGAGCCUUACAAACUCGCGUCGCAUAUACCCACAUAUACACAACUUGGACGGUUUCUUUGUUUGUAAGCUCAAGAAGAUGUCGGACAGAACAACAAACAGAAAAAAUGAUGAACAAAUCGCACAUGAAGGGCCUGGCAACGUAAAGUCAGUUCCUGUUAAAGGGCACAAGGGCUCGCCGCAAGAUUCGACGAGAGCAGGUACAUCGGCUACUAUCGAUGGAGAAGAGUUGCGCAUUAAGCCUUCCGGUCUUGUAAGUAAGGCUGAUGCCAAUGCGGAAAAAAUUAGGGAUGUCCAGCCUUCACCAAAAGUGUCUCGAGGUCGUGGAAAUUUGAUUGAGACGAAUCAGCAACCGAAGUCCGCUCUAAUGGCUAAGAGAAAGAUUGAUUCUGACAAUGAUCCCGCCGAAGUAGAUAAUGGAAAUAGGGCUGAUGACUCCGCGCGGAAACUCUCGAAAAAGAAAAAGUCGAUAGAGAAAGAUUUGCAACCGCAAACCCCUUCAAAGAAGAAAAGGAAGACAGUUGCCGGAUCUUCAAACGAAGCGCAGGAAUCUCCUAGUCGUUCCGCCGCGGAAGCAAAACAAACACGUUCAACUCAAGAGCCUGCUGCGAAGCAGCGCGCCAGUAAGACAGUUGAGGAUGAGGAGGGGCCACCAGAGGUUGAAACAUUUGAUGACGCUCACGCUUUGUCGAUGCGAAAAAGAGUGAGAUCUGAAAAGAAACGGGCCGCUAUGAGACGACGUCUUGGUAUGCUGUCAUGACUUGGCUCGUUGACACAACAUGAAGGCAUUGGGAAGGGGAGGGGGAGGUCUCAAAGCUUGCUUGAUUUUGCACUGUAGACGCAAAUUAUCUAAAGCGUAUCGAAUAAUGCCGGAAACUGUUUGUAGUCGGGUAAAACCACAUGACCUCACUAAAGCUACAAGUCUCAGGUCAACCCUCCUGUUGGCUCCCGAUAAAGUCCAAAUGGUAGUUGGGAUUCUCUCA
Messenger RNA from Chondrus crispus (carragheen), 2689 nucleotides. RefSeq lists its product as hypothetical. Gene Ontology annotation, molecular function: RNA binding; rRNA (cytosine-C5-)-methyltransferase activity. Gene Ontology annotation, cellular component: nucleolus. Gene Ontology annotation, biological process: rRNA base methylation; maturation of LSU-rRNA. NCBI's taxonomy places the organism in Eukaryota, Rhodophyta, Florideophyceae, Gigartinales, Gigartinaceae. The record is from RefSeq and is a predicted model, not a curated record. The coding region runs from base 1 to 2466 and encodes 821 amino acids. The transcript is spliced from 2 exons.